Penicillium robsamsonii is the source of this 2040-nucleotide messenger RNA. RefSeq names its product fungal specific transcription factor domain-containing protein. The transcript has 10 exons. Bases 1 to 2040 code for a protein of 679 amino acids. The record is from RefSeq and is a predicted model, not a curated record. Gene Ontology annotation, molecular function: DNA binding; zinc ion binding. NCBI's taxonomy places the organism in Eukaryota, Fungi, Ascomycota, Eurotiomycetes, Eurotiales, Aspergillaceae. Gene Ontology annotation, biological process: DNA-templated transcription.
AUGAAGUUCGAGUCUCUGAGGCUAAGACCUGCAAAUCUUGCGACCAAUGCAGAAGCCGGAAAGUCCGCUGCUCCAAAGCGAAAUGAGACCUGCCAUUUCACCCAGACCAAGCGUAAGCGAAGGACAAGUCCGAGUGUCUCUGAAAGCAGCCAAAUGCUAGAGCCCUCGAGUGAGAAAAUCCGUAUUCGACCGAUCGUUUCACCGGUAUUUCUGGACCAGAUGUUGGAAAAUCAUGGUAGUAGUGGGAUACUUCGGGAUAGCUUUGCCUUGCUGAGGCACACAAUCCCUAACCGUUCUUCCCUUCAAGUGACUAGUUCCAGCUUGGCCUUUUUUUCAGAACGUCGAAUCCAUUCCUUAUCGCAACGGUUAGGAAAUGACCGACUCAAUGAGCUAGUGGAGACUAUCGAAUCUGUCAUCCGAUCACGGCUUCUCGCCCAGGGCCCGUCCUCUAUAUCUCUAAUCACGUUCAGAAAGCCGUCUGACAUUGAGCAAGUCCCGCUAGACGAGGUCAGGUUAUACAUCGAUUCUUAUUUCAACCAACUGCACCCGAUGUACCCCUUUCUCGAUCGCAAAGAGUUCGAGGAUAAGGUAUUUGGGCCCCACCGGUCUGAAAUUUUGAGUUCCAGCUGUGCGUUUUCGGCUUUGUAUCACACUGUUCUGGCUCUGGGAUGCCGGUACCAUGAAGGCGGAACAUUUGAUCCCGGGAAUGGCAGAGCGUGGAAACUUUUCCAGGUAUCUUUAGGUCUUGUGUCGGAUAUAUUGAUACCGAGGGAAGCUUUGAUGAGUCUCCAAGCACUGGUUGCCAUGAGUGAUGUGAAGGGAGUAGCUAAGCCUUUGAGUCGAGCCGUUCAGUCUAUAUUCGCCAUGACUAUCAGCUGCCUUCAAAUCGACGAAGUCUUGCUCACAGAAGCCGCCCGAAUGGCUCAAGGCCUCGGAUACCACAGAGCACUUGGCAACGGGGACCAGCGACACAAAUCCGCCUGCCACAGAACUUUUUGGGUAAUAUACUACAUGGAGAAACAUUUGUGUUUCCAGAACCAAAAUGGCUCGAUUAUCCCAGACUACGACAUCGGGUGUCCUAUCCCCGACGCCCCGGAAUCCGUCUUCGGAGAAUACAACUGGUUUUUGUCGGCCAUCGGCUUCGGGCGAAUUCUCUCACAAGCCUAUACGGCUCUCUUCUCGGUGAGUGCCGCAAUCCAAACCACAGAAGCGUACCACAUCGCGGUCGAGGAGAUUGAGACUCGGCUGGAACGAUGGCGAACGGCAGUGCCCGUGAAAAUUCGACCCGGUAUGCUGUUUCGUGAACCAAACAUGUCUACUCCUUCCUUUUCUUCUUCCUUCCCCGAGCCGAGCUUCAAGAUGAUCGUGCUGCAGACCAACUUUUCUUAUUACGCUUUGGUCAUCGCGCUGGCGAGACUCAAAAUGUAUAUAGGUAGACAAGACGAGCCCCGGAAACAGGAAGAGAGCAAGCGACUGCUGAUGGAUACAGCAAGAGCUAUCGUGGAGGGAAGCAAGAACGUCGACAUGGCUGCCCACACGCCGAAUUUCAUUUUGACCCUUCUUCCUCUUGCAGCAUUAUUCAUCCUGUUUGAUUUCGUCGUCCACAAUCCAACGCAUCCGGAAACGCGGAACAACCUCUCACUGUUGGACGUAGCAGCUGGUCACUUCAGUCUGUUGGAUUACAAGUCUGGAGGGUUCCUGCCCGCAUCGCUUUUGACUGAAUUUGCCCAUAUUGCACGGCAGUACGUCAAGGACUCUGGCAGAGAACAACAAAAACAACCGGGUGAACUGGGCCCGUCGAUUACCACGUCCAUAUUGGCUGACACCGAGUUUUCCUCGGGAUUGAGUCAAACAAACAAUGAUGAUAAUGUCGAAUUACCGUAUAACACCAUCGGGCCCUGGGAGGAAAGGGACUAUCUGUAUUAUCCUGUAACGCCGGAGACGACCGUGCAUGGCUUGGUGGAGAAUCCGAUGACGGCGUCCUUCAACUUUCAGAGCUUGUUUGGGUUUGUAGUUCCCGAGUUUGGACAGGAUCGGUAG